Molecule: messenger RNA, 1003 nt
Organism: Pseudo-nitzschia multistriata
Lineage: Eukaryota; Bacillariophyta; Bacillariophyceae; Bacillariales; Bacillariaceae
Source: the annotation of a GenBank genome assembly
CACCCACCGCAUCAUCGCGUUUCCCCCCCUCGUAAGGUAGUGUUCGCUUGAAGCAAAAAUCUUUUCUGAUCCUCCCCUGGGGCAAGUUCAUUCUUUUUGACCAGAGAUAGCAACAAUCACUUCCGUUCACCAUGAAACUCGUCUCGUCUCUAUCUUUCUUUGGCCUUCUUUUCGUCUCUGCGGUCGCUGCCAACGACCUCUGCACAACGGAAUCGUGUGUUUGGUAAGURAAAGAUUGACAGGGGUCAGGACAAUCGAUGCCGUCCAACGAUGGUUGGGCCGUUUCAAAUCUUCCUKACACUCUUCUUCUGGUGCUUCGUUUCUCUCGUAUCGUCUCGUUUUUCGCCAUCGCCUUYCAGCAAAACUACCGGMAGCUGCCCCGGAUACAUCARCGACUUUGAUAGGUAAGCACGGCGAACAGCGCAUUKCGACACGGCGCAGGAUUUUCCACCGAAAAACCCCUUGCGUGUUUUGUKUCUCAAACCGUUCGCCGCCGCUUCGUCCCCCCGAAAACACAACUUUGGUUCCGUCUGUCUGCAGCGUGGACUCGUCGUCGCUCGGCGAAUACGAGAUCUGCUUCGGAUCCGUUUCGGGCGGCAGCGUGGACUCGGACUCGGAGCUCUCGACCAUCACGAUCAACGGCGACACCCUGUCCCUGGACGACAUCGGCGACUGCAGCGACGAAAAGCCAGUCGCUCCACCGCCACCGGCCGMGACCAGCGCUCCGGUGGAAUCCACCGGGGAUUCCUCGGCGUCCCCUUCGGCCUUCCGCCCGGUGGUCCUCCUCGUCGCUGCGGCCGGUUCCGCUGCCUGGAUCACGGUCGGCGGCCUCGUGUAAGAAUUGAAUCUCUCUUUCCCCAGCUGUGUUCCCCAUCGGUUGGUUGCAACGAAUUUUGUCGUGAAAAUACAUUGAAAAUAAUUCUUCAGGUUUUUCAAGGAAUUGGGGAAAAACUAGAGGGAAUGAGUGAAAUUGGAUAGGGGAAAAUAAACCCCUAGUCAUCCA